Naegleria gruberi is the source of this 1758-nucleotide messenger RNA. RefSeq lists its product as uncharacterized. The record is from RefSeq and is a predicted model, not a curated record. Lineage: Eukaryota; Heterolobosea; Eutetramitea; Acrasida; Naegleriidae. Gene Ontology annotation, molecular function: oxidoreductase activity; iron ion binding; FAD binding. The transcript is spliced from 5 exons. Bases 1 to 1758 code for a protein of 585 amino acids.
AUGAGUUUAUAUUCCUUAUUAAGAAAUUAUUCAAAGCCUACAAUUAAACAAAUUGAAUUAUCUUUAGAUGGUAAUUUAUGUAGAUGUACUGGUUAUAGAUCUAUUUUAGAUAUGGCUAUAUCUUUAUCUGAUGAAUAUAAUCAUGAUUUAAAUGAUAAUAUAAAUGAUACUAAUAAUAAUACUUCUAUUUAUGGUAAUGGAUGUGGUAAUUAUCAAUGUAAAUGGUUUGCAUCUACUCCAAUUAGAAAUGUUGCAUCUAUUGGUGGUAAUAUAAUGACAGGUUCACCAAUUUCAGAUCUUGUCCCAAUUUGGCAAUCUUUAAAUGCUAAAUUAAAUUUAUUAAAUAUUAAAACAAAUGAAAUUAGAAAUAUUUCAAUUAGAGAUUUAUAUAUUGGAUAUAGAAAAUUAAAUAUAUUACCUACUGAAAUAUUAUUGAAUGUAAUAAUUCCAAAUAUAGUAACUGAUAAUAAUAUUUAUUGUAAAGCAUUUAAACAAUCUAAAAGAAAAGAAGAUGAUAUUGCAAUUGUUAAUUCAUGUAUGACAAUUAAAUUAAAUAAUAAUAAUAUAAUUGAAGAUUGUUCAAUUUCAUUUGGUGGAAUGUCAUUUAUGGUAAUUUAUUUAAAUUAUUUAAAUGAAUAUUUAAUUGGAAAGAAUUUUAUUGAAAAUUAUAAUUUAAUUUUAGAAAAUUCAAUUAAAUUAUUAAAUGAAAAAUUAAAUUUAAAUGAAAAUACACCAGGUGGUCAAUCCUUAUAUAGAAUGACAUUAUCACAAAAAGAAGAAAGUAUUCAAAGUGAAUAUCAUUACUUACCUAAAAUAGAUAAAUAUGAAUUUGGACAAUAUAUUCAAGAUUUAAAAUUAAAAUCAAAUAUAAUUGAUUUAAAUUUAGUUAAAGAAUUAAAUACUAUUGGUAAAAAUCAUGUUGAUAUAUAUGGUAAAAAAUCAGUAGAAGGAAAAUCACAAUAUUUAGAUGAUAUUCCACAUUUAGAAAAUGAAUUACAAGCCUAUCCUAUAUUUACAACACAACCUUAUGCUAAAAUUAUUGAAAUUGAUGAAAGUAAAGCACUUGAAAUGGAAGGUGUUAAAUAUUUUGUAAAUUAUAAAGAUGUACCAAAUAAUAAUAUUGGUAUUGUAAUACCAAAUGAAGAAGAAGUAUUUAAAAGUAGUGAAUCAACUUCAUGUGGACAAUUAAUUGGUUUAAUUUUAGCAAAUACUUUAAAUCAAGCAAGAGAAGCAUCUAAAAAAGUAAUUAUUAAAUAUCAACCAUUUGAAAAUAGUAAACCUAUACUAAAUAUAGAUGAUGCUAUUAAUAGUAAUUCAUUUUUUAAUGAUCAAUAUAGACAUUUACAAAGUUCAAAUAUUUCAUUUUCUGAAUUUAAAGAAAUGAUUAAAAAUACUAAAAUAGAAAAUGAAUAUGAAUAUAUAGAAGGUGAUUGUUAUAUUGGUGGACAAGAACAUUUUUAUUUAGAAACACAAUCAUGUUUAGUAAUACCUGAAUCUAAUAAUUUUAUUGAAAAGAGUGGAUGGACUAUUUAUUCAUCAACUCAAUCAAUUUCAACAACUCAACAAUUAGUUUCAAAAGCUUUAAAUUUAUCAAUGAAUCAAAUACAAGUUAAAACUCCACAAAAAAUAGGUGGUGGUUUUGGUGGUAAAGAAACAAGAGCUUCUGUUUUAGCAUGUGCAUGUGCAAUUGGAGCAUUAAAAAGUCAACAAACAGUUAGAUUAUGGAAUGUUAUUUUCAAUAGGACCAUCAAAUUAUAA